AUUAUUUUGGUGAUUUUGGAGCACCUGGACACUCUUAUCCACUAUGCAUUUUUGUGGGGCGGGGCUCACUAUUGAGUGUAUGUACCCACAAAAAUGUGUAUUGAAGCAGAGAGAAUGAAAGAUGCUACCAAGCACCGUUGCAAAGUGGGUAUAGAGCAGCUGAUCUGGCCUUUUAUCCUGGCAAUCAAUGGUUUUAUUGUUGCCCGAACAAUCGACAGUUCAGAUUUAUAUGUACUCAAAUUCAAUCUGAGUCGUUCGUGCCUAGAUGAACAACCGGAUUGAGUGCUUGGGAUCGCUUUGCAGGGAUGCUGCAGAACUCCUAGACCUCCAAAUACAGUAAUUACUCCAUUGCUCUGCUGGUAUCUCCGCAUCUUCCUGAAGGCAUCUGAGCAUCUCUCUCUCUCUCUCUCUCUCUCUCUCUCUCUGCACAUUCCAUUCGUUCUGAAAAAUAUGCUCUCCCAAAUCUCUCUCCUGUUCCCAUCCAAUUAGCGGCUGAAACCCAUUUUAUACUCUCUCUCGUCCCAUUUCUUUGGAUUGUUACGAUCUUUAGAUUAUAAUUUCCUCCCCUCUUGUGAUUUCCUCCUGAAAAACAUUUACUUUCAACCAUAACCAUAAACCAUAGCAACAUAUAAUACCUAUAAAACAAAUCUCAAGAAACCCUUUCUGGGUCUUUCUCCCUUCUGUGCCGGUCUCAUCCUAUUUCAGAGGAUGGGUGAUGUUCAAGAAACUUGCGAGGCUUCAAGGGAGUUAUGUGAGGGGAUCAAUGAGAAUGAACGGGAGCCGUGUUCGAAGCAAGGGAAAGGGAAGAGAUUUUGGAAGAAGGUGAAGUACCAAUUGGUGGAAUACCACUCAUUGCCUGGGUAUUUGAGGGACAAUGAGUUCAUAAUCGGUCAUUAUCGAUCCGAAUGGCCGAUGAAGCAGGUCUUGUUGAGCAUGUUCACCCUUCAUAACGAGACCCUCAAUGUUUGGACGCAUUUGAUAGGCUUCUUUCUUUUUCUUUCCUUAACAAUAUACACUGCAAUGAAGAUUCCAAAGGUCGUGGAUUUGCACUCUCUACAACACUUUCCUGAUGUGUUGAAACAUGCUGAUCUUCACAAGCUGCAAUCUGAGCUUUUGUCUUGCAUGCCUUCCUUGGCCAACAUGAGUACAAUGGAUUUGCUACCAUCGCCAUCAACUUGGCAUAUCACGGAACUCCUCACCAACUGUUUGCCCGAGCGAUUAUUUCAUGCCAACCACACUGAUGUUUGUGUUCUGCACAGCGUAAAGGAGGACGUCGCAAACAUGAUCGCACCCUUGAUGGUCAGGCCAAUCACGCGGUGGCCAUUCUUCGCCUUCUUGGGUGGAGCCAUGUUCUGCUUGCUCUCUAGCAGCACAUGUCACCUACUCGCCUGCCAUUCUGAGCGGAUGGCAUACAUCAUGCUGAGGGUCGACUAUGCUGGAAUUUCAGCUCUGAUCUCAACCUCCUUCUACCCUCUCGUCUACUAUUCCUUCAUGUGUGAGCCCUUCUUCUGUAACCUCUACCUGGGAUUCAUAACCCUUUUAGGAAUCGCCACCGUCUUGGUUUUGCUCAUCCCUAUAUUCCAGACACCUGAAUAUCGUAACUUACGCACAUCCCUAUUUUUCGGGAUGGGAUUCUUUGGAGUCGCCCCGAUCAUGCACAAGCUUUUCCUUUUCUGGAACCGCCCCGAGGCAUUGCACACGACUGGGUACGAGAUAUUGAUGGGUUUGUUUUACGGAAUGGGUGCACUGAUUUAUGCUACUAGGAUCCCGGAGCGAUGGAUGCCUGGUAAGUUUGACAUUGCAGGCCAUAGCCACCAGCUUUUUCACGUGUUGGUGGUGGCCGGGGCCUACACACAUUACCGGGCGGGUCUGGUUUACCUUCGGUGGCGAGAUUUGGAAGGGUGUUAAAAAAAGUUCAUCAUUAGAGCCUCUCUUUUUUUUCAGUUAUAAUUUUUUUUCCCGAUGUAUGAAUAAGGGAUACUAGAUAUGUGUGUUUCUAUAAUGUAGAGGGGGAGAGAUCUAUAGUCUGAUCAUUUUCACAAGGGAAGGUCAGAUUUGUUUUGACUUGUAGCUGAAUUGUUGAAACUUGUUUCCCCCUAUUUUACCAUAUGUAUGUAUAAUGAUUAUUGUUGUUUAUUCAUUGGUGACAUUCAAAUUGGCUGGAAUGGUAAAGGUGUUCAUAAUUGGCUUC
Rhododendron vialii is the source of this 2191-nucleotide messenger RNA. RefSeq names its product heptahelical transmembrane protein 4. The coding region runs from base 709 to 1908 and encodes 399 amino acids. Lineage: Eukaryota; Viridiplantae; Streptophyta; Magnoliopsida; Ericales; Ericaceae. Gene Ontology annotation, cellular component: membrane. Gene Ontology annotation, molecular function: signaling receptor activity. The record is from RefSeq and is a predicted model, not a curated record. The transcript is spliced from 4 exons.